UCAGUACAGCGCGACAGCAUAAACACUGGUCCCAAAGCAAAGAUGGCGGACGCGUCGGGGACCGAGCAGUCAGACGAGAAAGAGAAAGAAGGGGACAUUGAGCGCAAAAACAGACAACAGCGAGCUUGGCAGGAUGCGACCAAGUCGGGGAAAGUGAUCAUUUCUUCACAACUACCAGAGACGUUGGGCUUUUACGACAUUAGUGCUGACAUAAGACGCGAGCAAGUCGACCACUCGGCAGAGCCGUCGCUGACUCGCUUCAUCUGUUCGGAGCUGACCCGAGGUUACUUCCUGGAGCACAAUGAGGCCAAGUACACAGAGCGGCGGGAAAGGGUGUACACAUGUAUGCGGAUCCCCAAGGAGCUUGAGAAGUUGAUGAUCUUCGGAUUCUUCCUGUGCGCUGAUGCUUUCCUGUACGUUUUCACAUUGCUGCCUCUUAGAGUGUUGCUGGCCCUGCUCCGCCUCCUCACUCUGCCAUGCUGUGGCUUCAGGGCACGCACAUGCCCCUACUGCAGAAGAAGCAGUGGGACCAGGUUGCUGCAACCAGCACAGGUGUGCGACAUGCUGAAAGGUCUCAUCCUGGUGCUGUGCUUUUUCAUGAUGCACUACGUGGACUACGCCAUGAUGUACCACUUAAUCAGAGGGCAGUCUGUCAUCAAGCUCUAUAUCAUCUACAACAUGCUGGAGGUGGCAGAUCGCCUCUUCUCAUCCUUCGGCCAAGACAUCCUAGACGCUCUCUACUGGACUGCAACAGAGCCUAAAGAACGCAAGAGGGACAGUAUCGGAGUCAUCCCUCACUUCUUCAUGGCCGUUUUUUAUGUUUUCCUCCACGCCAUCCUCAUCAUGGUCCAAGCUUCCACGCUCAACGUCGCCUUCAACUCUCAUAACAAGUCCCUGCUCACCAUCAUGAUGUCCAGCAAUUUUGUGGAGAUCAAAGGGAGCGUUUUCAAGAAAUUCGAGAAGAACAACUUGUUUCAGAUGUCCAACAGCGAUAUCAAAGAGCGCUUUACCAGCUACGUUCUCAUGCUCAUUGUGUGUCUGAGGAAUAUGGAGCAGUUCUCAUGGAAUUUGGAACACCUGUGGGUUUUAUUCCCCGACGUCUUCAUGGUGCUCACUUCAGAAGUGGCCGUGGAUGCCAUUAAGCACGCUUUCAUCACCAAGUUCAACGACAUCACGGCGGACGUUUACAGCGAGUACAGAGCCAGUUUGGCCUUUGAUCUCGUCAGCAGUCGACAGAAGAAUGCUUACACGGACUACAGCGACUCAGUGGCCCGCCGAAUGGGCUUCAUCCCACUGCCUUUGGCCGUGCUACUCGUACGGGUGGUCAUGAGUUCGGUGAAGGUGCGAGGAGCGCUGUCAUACACGUGUGUACUCCUCUUUUAUCUCGGACUGCUCACACUGAAGGUGCUGAACAGCAUCGUGCUGCUUGGGAAGUCGUGUGUGUACGUCAAGAGGGCCAACAUGGAGGGCAAACUCUUCCAAAAGCCCACUACCGCUCCGCCCUCCUCGGUCAAGCCCCCCAACAUCAAAGCUGAGCGGCCCCCGACGACUGCAACAGUCUCAGGUGACGCCCAGUUGAACCCGAAGUCGUCACCCGCUCCUCCUUCAUCCUCUUCAGUGACCACCCAGCCGGCGCCCAGGUGGGACUUUCCUCCACCGCCAGUCGACUCUGCGACUUCAACGCCCCCACUUCCUUCUCUACCUACACACCGGCCGUCCCCCUCGCCCGAACCCCAGCCGCCUGCUCCCUCACCCCCCAAAGAGGAGCGGGAGCCCGGAUCUGGUGUAAGGCCCGAAGCUCCCAAAAAGGACCUCCUGGAGAUUGACCGUUUCACCAUCUGCGGCAACCGUAUCGAUUGA
This is a messenger RNA of Nerophis lumbriciformis (worm pipefish), 1860 nucleotides long. NCBI's taxonomy places the organism in Eukaryota, Metazoa, Chordata, Actinopteri, Syngnathiformes, Syngnathidae. The record is from RefSeq and is a predicted model, not a curated record.